UAUAGAUAGACCUUUUCUUUUGAUCCCUGACAGGUUUCAAGGCGCAUGUCUCGGUGAGUGAUAUACCCCGCGGCCUUGGGGGGGGGGGUACCCUCGGCCAUCAACACGACUUGAAACAGGCCACGCAGUUAUCAGAGGGUCUAAACAAUCCUCACAACCCUAGUAAUUCCAUCCAAAAACAAACAAACUCACAAGAAUGUCGCCUUCCCAGGAGAAGAGCCCCUUCGUUAUCCACAACGACCAGUUCCGCGCAAUCCUCGGGGAAGCGCCCACGCUGGAGCUUCUCGCCGAGAACUCAGCGUAUCCCUUCGCCCACGAAGCAGGCAUCUUUAUUCCUUCCUCAAACACCCUCUUCAUAACCAGCAACCUGCUCCAAAACGAAACAGGAACCCCCAAGAUCCAAAUCACCAAAGUCCACCUCGGCGACAGCCAUGGCGCCAGCUCAUCGCCACAGGUCAAAUGCGAAGAAAUCUCCAGCCCAAUCCCCAUGGCCAACGGCGGGGUCAACUACAAAGAUGGCAUCAUCGUCUGCGCACAGGGGUCCAUGGACACUCCGGGCGGUAUCUACUACAUGUCUCCUACGCCGCCUUACGCCACCUCCAUCCUGACGAAAGACUUCCACGGCCGUCCCUUUAACUCGGUGAAUGACGUCGUGGUCCACAGCGACGGGAGCAUCUGGUUUACCGAUCCCAUCUACGGGUUUGAACAGGGGUAUCGGCCGCGGCCACGGCUCCCGAGCCAGGUUUACCGGUUCAACCCCGCCACGGGGGAUAUCAGGGCCGUGGCGGAUGGCUUUGGGAGACCGAAUGGCAUCUGCUUCUCGCCGGAUGAGAAGACCGUGUACGUAACUGAUACAGACUGGAUUCAUGGGGAUGGGACUACCGAUGACUCGCGGGUAUCGUCUAUCUACGCAUUCGAUGUAGCGUACUACCAUGGGCAGCCAUUCGUGACCAACCGUCGCUUAUUCGCAAUGGCUGAUUCCGGAGUCCCAGACGGCAUCAAGUGCGACCUGGCCGGGAACGUGUACAGUGGCUGUGGAGAUGGAGUUCACGUUUGGUCUCCUGGCGGCGAACUGCUCGGGAGAAUCUUGAUCGAGGGUGGUGUAGCCAACUUUUGUUUCGGGGUCGAUGGGGAGAUGUUCCUUCUGAACGAGCAUCGGCUGUGGAAGGUAAAACUGACAGGAGAUGUCAAGGGGGCUCUUCUUGGGAUUUAGUCGGCACGCACGCACACACACAAUUUUACCUAAACACAGUGUUUUCACACAAGAUGCUUCUGUUCUGGGAAUUAGCUAGGAAUGGGGGGAGGAGAUACUUCAACUCAUCUCCUAGCGGGUUGACUGACGGGCGGGCCACUUGAACACACUUACAAGAGACAAGAGAUUCAGGCGAUGGCAUCAUAUAGUAGAAUAACAACAGUUGAUAUUAUAUGUGAAUUCUAUAUCCCCAGUCUACCGUCUACCGAUAUGGCUCUUUAAACACCAUCACGUUCUCUAUAUCCGUGCCAUCUACGCUCUCCUCGAUCUAGGCACGAAACAUCCCCCCCCCCCCCCC
This is a messenger RNA of Aspergillus ochraceoroseus IBT 24754, 1550 nucleotides long. RefSeq names its product SMP-30/gluconolactonase/LRE family protein. The transcript is spliced from 2 exons. The record is from RefSeq and is a predicted model, not a curated record. The coding region runs from base 197 to 1213 and encodes 338 amino acids. Lineage: Eukaryota; Fungi; Ascomycota; Eurotiomycetes; Eurotiales; Aspergillaceae.